AUCUCUACUUACAAUUUUAGAAAGAGAAUACCAACAUAAAUUCUCCAUUUCACCAUGAUAGCUUACUUAGAAUAUCUCCUCCAAGAAAACCAACCGGAAACCAUGGCAGAAUCCGAUGAAAUUCCCCUCCUCUCCGCCAUUGAUCUCCGCGGCACCAUCGAACAUAAUUCCCCGCUUGCCGCCACCGACUUCGGCGGCAUGCAAAACACUAAACCCCUAGCCUUCAUUCACCCUGCCGGCUCUGAUGAUAUAUCGAAAAUCAUCAGACACGCCGGCAGGUUCAGUAGUAUGACCGUUGCCGCCAGAGGUAACGGUCAUUCUAUUAACGGUCAGGCCAUGUCAAAUAAUGGCCUGGUCGUUAACAUGAAAACUAUCAAGAAAAUUUGCGUUAAGCGCAUAAAUUUUCGCGGUAACGCCACCUACGUGGUUGAUGUAGGUGGCGGAGCACUGUGGGAGGAGGUGUUGAAACGGUGCGUUUUGGAACAUGGACUUGCGCCGAGGUCGUGGACGGAUUAUCUAGGGCUGACAGUUGGCGGGACGUUAUCGAACGGCGGCGUGAGUGGACAAGCUUUUCGACACGGUCCUCAAACUUCGAAUGUGAUCGAAAUGGAAGUUGUCACAGGGAAUGGUGAGGUAGUGAUUUGUUCCGAGAAUCAGAGCUCGGAUGUUUUUUAUUCGGUUCUUGGAGGUCUUGGACAGUUUGGUGUCAUUACUCGAGCUAGGGUUUUGCUUCAACCGGCCCCGGAACUGGUGAGAUGGAUAAGGCUAGUUUAUUCGAAUUUCGAUGAGUAUACCAAUGAUGCCGAAUUUUUGGUCAGUCGGUCGGAAAGUGAUGAAUCGUUUGAUUAUGUGGAGGGAUUUGUGUUUACGAAUAAUGAUGAUCCGGUGAAUGGCUGGCAAUCGGUGCCGCUAAAUUCCGACCAGAUAUUCGAUCCGACCCUCGUCCCGUGCUAUGCUGGACCUGUUCUGUACUGUCUGGAGGUCGCAUUGCAUUACAGCAAAUCCGAUGAGCCCUCAGCCGUUGACAUGGUUGUGGAGAGAUUGGUUGGACGGCUGAGUUUUGUGGAGGGAUUGAGGUAUGAACGGGAGCUGAGCUACAUGGAGUUUCUUUUGAGAGUAAAACGUGACGAACAACAAGCUAGAGCUAACGGUAUUUGGGACGCCCCACAUCCUUGGCUCAACUUGUUCGUGUCGAAAACAGACAUUGCAGCAUUUAAUCACCUCAUCUUUAACCAAAUAUUGAGUCAUGGAAUCGGUGGCCCCAUGCUCGUGUACCCGCUUCUUCGUUCCAAGUGGGAUAAUCGAACAUCAGCGGUGUUACCAGAAGGGGAAGUAUUCUACCUAGUAGCAUUACUCAGAUUUACUCUGCCAUAUCCAAAGGGACCUCCAGUGGAAGAAUUGAUCUCCCAGAACGACGAAAUUAUCAACCGUUGCAUAAGAAACGGCUUCGAUUUCAAGCUAUAUUUCCCUCACUACAAUUCAGAGGAAGGAUGGAAGCAACAUUUUGGAAAUCAGUGGUCACGAUUCGUAGAAAGGAAGGCUAAAUACGAUCCCAAGGCCAUUCUUGCACCUGGACAGAAGAUUUUCAGGAGAAAUCGUCGUGAAUCCUAGCUCAGCUCCUAGUUUUACUAGUCUCAGGCUCUCGAAUCACAGAGUUCGGGCCAUUGUUUCAAUUUAUCCACCAUUUUUGUUCAGUUUCUGCUGUAAGGUCCUCUGCAAUUGAUCAGGAAUUAAAACAUUUUAGUAGGUGUACAUUAAUUCUCAAGAAAAAAUUUUGUUUUUUCGAAUUUUCUCAUUUGGCCUCAUGUCAUGCUCAAAUGCCAGAGUUAAAGAGGAAAAGAUUAGCAAUUCAAGCAAGAUCUCUAUCAAGUAUCAAGUUGUUAUGCAAGUGGAAUUGUGGUACUGAUGAUUUGUUUUAACGUA
Molecule: messenger RNA, 1923 nt
Organism: Daucus carota subsp. sativus
Lineage: Eukaryota; Viridiplantae; Streptophyta; Magnoliopsida; Apiales; Apiaceae
Product: cytokinin dehydrogenase 7
Exons: 4
Coding region: 55-1611 (518 amino acids)
Biological process (GO): cytokinin metabolic process
Molecular function (GO): cytokinin dehydrogenase activity; FAD binding
Source: RefSeq, a predicted model, not a curated record